UUCGGAAAUAACUCCGCAGAUGGUCGCCAGGGGGCAGUAGCGUGUUUACGCAUUAGGAUCAUAAAUAUUGCCAGAAAACCCUCGCGGUGUUUAUGUAGGUCAAAUGACGCGUACGGCGCUUUGUUUGGGGGGGUUCAUUAAGAGACGAAAUCCCUAUAAUUUCACCAGAAAGUGCGAGAAAAUAUCAUUGGACGCUUCUUGUAUUAUCGAGCUUCUAGUGUGACGGGAGACAUGACGAAAGACGGAGAGCUAUGGAGAGCAGAUUCAGUAGUGUUUUGAACGACAUCGAGGAGCUCUCGCGAUUUUCAAACGCCGAGAACAAUUUCCAGACCGAAAGGUCUAAGACGCUGUUUGAGGAGAUCCGUGCCUCCAUAAACAACAACGACGAGGAGGACCGCUCCUUCUGGAGGCCCGUGCUUCCCUGGGGGGGCGUCUUCACCAUAAAGGCGGGGCGCAAGGCCAUAUCCUGCAUCCCCCUGUACGUGGAGGUCCAGCUGAAAAACACGUGCACCAUCGACGGCUUCCUCAUGAUCCUGUACGUGAUCCUGCGAGACAACCAGGGCUUCCACAGGGAGCUGGCCGUCUUCCUGGGGAAGCAGUUCGUGGAUCAUUUCCUCUACCUGAUGGACUCCUGCGACUACGCCACGGUGAAGAUGCUGUGGAUCUGGAACAGGAUGUCCAAGAGGCAGUACCGCUCGGAGAUCCACCGGGCGGCCCUGGAGAUCGACCUGUUCGGCAACGAGCACGAGAACUUCACGGAGAACCUGGAGAACCUCAUGUCCACCACCCAGGAGAGCCUGUGCACCAACCGCGACUGUCAGGGUCGCUUCCAGAACGUCAAGAAGACCACCAUCAACAUCAGCCCUCCUCACGAGCUUCCUCACAAAGACCCGAUCCAGUCUGCGGUGGAUGAAUUCUUCUGCCCCAAACUCCUACUCUGCUCAGAGCUAGGAUGUGACGGCUUAAGGGAGUUUUCUCAAAGGGUCUUCUGCCACGGACCCCCGCCCUUUGUGAUCCUCAACAUGCAGCAGUGGAGGUCAGAGGAUCUGUCGUAUGUACCUUACCAUCUGGCUCUUUGUCAGCACAGAUACCUACUAGAGGGCGCCACACUCUUCAACAAGGAGGAGCAUCACUACUCGGCAGCUUUCCAGAUAGACGGCUGCUGGAUGCACUAUGACGGCCUGAGGAACGAUAAUCUGAUCCUGCUGCAUAAGCCCCCAGAGCUCCUGCUGCUGUCCUCCUUGGUCUACGUUCGUGCAUCUGACAAGUGACGGCUCGUAGUCGCAGUUGGACACAAACACAUUAAGGAUCCUUUUGGAUAUUUUUUUUUUCCAGCAUUAUUCCUAUUUUUGGCAUUGCAUAUCUGAUAUGUGUGCUUUUCUUUUGUUUGUGGUUAAUUCAUGGCCUGAGUAUGCUUCCUUUGGUAAAAGGCAAAAGUUACUCGUGUUCUGUAUCAGCUGAUUGCUUACCCCAAACAUGCUGCGCACAAAACGCUUAUUUUAUGGAGGCAUGCUUGGAAUCCAAGAGUACAGUGGACUAUAAUAGUUCUGGGUCGAUUUUACAGUGGAUCUUAAAAGUGUACGCGCCCCUUUUUAAUAUGUCUCGUUUCUUUUUACAUUACAAAUGAAUCGGUGAUAAAUCGUUUUUAAUCGUUUUUCCACCUUCAGCCAGACUUGCAUCCUGUACAGUUCAACUGAAAAAGACACACACACACAAUCCUACUAGCAGGGAAAAUGAAAAUAAUGCAAUAACCUAUAGAUGCAAAAAUGUGUAAAACCUCAAACUAAAACUUUUGUUGAUGCGACUUUUGAUUCAGUUUCAGCAUUUCGCCACCUUCGUUAAGAAUCUAUCAGCAUCCCACACGCCUUCAUAAUACUUAACCCCUCUAUUACGAAGGUUCUCCCAAUAUGUCAGGUUGUGAGGACGUCUCAUGGCCAAAGAUGGCUCAGGAAGCCAUUGUGAUCCUGAGUAAUAUGAUCUCUCAUCUUCAGUGGUCUACCAGACAUCGGUUUUCAAAGUUGACUGUUUUUUUUUUAUAGAAAUGCUCUUUAUUUCAUUCAGCUUGGGAAACAAUCCCCAGUUCUGAGUUGUGGUGUCUGGUGCUGUUUUUGAGCCCAAACCUUUAGCACCUUUUUGGAGUUGCAGGCGAAAGGUUCAAGCAUUGUUUCAUUAGAUGGCACAAAGUUUUAAAAGAGUUUAGCCACCUGGAUGUUUUUUGGGGGUUUUUUUUGGAAAUAAAGACUUCUGUCCUGCAACCUUCCUCCUGAGUCCAGACAAAUGUAGAACACAUUUCACGUCUUCGCCUCUUCUUUUAAUCACUUUUGGAGAACCCUCCAUUUGGCAGUGGCAUAAAAAAAAAACCCUCUUGGCCUGUUUCUUUAUUUUGGGUUACUCAGACCCUCUAUAACUGAUGGUGGUCGUAAACACAAGACUGAAUGUUGAAAUUAAUCAAAUUUGGACUCGAGAAAAAGUUAAAGUUGCGCACACUUGUGCAACAGGGAUGUUUUUUUUUCCAUUGGAUCUUAAAAGAAGGAUCUAAUUGUUUUUAAAAUGAUUUUUAAAUAACAUAUGGGCUCAUUUUUAUGCAAAUAAAACCUAUCAUUUUAACCGGGAUGUAAAAAAGCUUUAACAUUUCUUCCAUCACCCAAAUUUCAGCUUAUACCUUAAAAUAAAAAGAGCAAGACUAUGGCCUACAAGUGGAUUUAGUGUAUGUAUUAGAGUGAUGUGGGUGUUGGGAGUUUCUCCAGCACACGUUUGGUGUUCUGUUUGAUUUAAGCAUAUCAGCCCUUAUCUAACUAUUAAAUUGGUGCUCUAAUUACACUGUGGCAUAAGUUGUCAAAGUUGAUUUUUCAUUUUGUUUUUACUCAAAGUGUGAACGUUGAAACACAAUCCGCUUCAGUUUUUAGGUAGUAUCGUUUCCCUCAUGUUAGAAGGUUCAUUUGGGCUUUCAUUUGGCACGAAGCACAGACCAGAACCAUGCCGAAAGGUUCACAGUUUUGCAGCUUUCACGUCAGAUAUUUUGCAAAGAUUUUCUAGUCUAAUAAAUACUGUUAUCACAUAGUGCCUCUGCCAAGAAAGCUACGACAUGCUUGUUGAGGUUAAUCCGUUUUUUUCCUGCAGAUGUCUUAAUGAAAAAUACAAAUAAAAUAUUUUAUGAACAUUU
Fundulus heteroclitus (mummichog) is the source of this 3163-nucleotide messenger RNA. RefSeq names its product chromosome 19 C14orf28 homolog (gene dorip1). The transcript is spliced from 5 exons. The coding region runs from base 252 to 1271 and encodes 339 amino acids. NCBI's taxonomy places the organism in Eukaryota, Metazoa, Chordata, Actinopteri, Cyprinodontiformes, Fundulidae. The record is from RefSeq and is a predicted model, not a curated record.